Molecule: messenger RNA, 566 nt
Organism: Wasmannia auropunctata (little fire ant)
Lineage: Eukaryota; Metazoa; Arthropoda; Insecta; Hymenoptera; Formicidae
Product: arginyl-tRNA--protein transferase 1-like
Exons: 2
Coding region: 286-513 (75 amino acids)
Biological process (GO): protein arginylation
Cellular component (GO): cytoplasm
Molecular function (GO): arginyl-tRNA--protein transferase activity
Source: RefSeq, a predicted model, not a curated record
CUUCUUCUUCUUCUUUAAAUUAUGGCUCCGCCCUGAGGUAGGGUCGAUACAGCCAGGAUCAUGACUCGAAUGAUGCAAUACUAAAACUUGAUAGAAUACUAAAGCGGAAAUAGAAUACUCGGCCACGGACGUCCACCUCAGUCCGUGGCUCGCACCGAAUCCAAUAAAGACUUCAGACGCGAAUGAGGCCUCGAACGCGUUUGUAGUUGGCACUAAAUAGUAGCAAUCUGGAACCUGGAGCAGUAUUAACGAAAACCGAGCGCGGCCCAAAGAAAUAUCGUCGAGAUGGCCGACAGGCGAUUCAGCAUGGUGAACUAUUUCGCGGAGAACGAGGGCUACCGAUGCGGCUACUGCAAGAACCCCGACACGAAUUUCAGUCACGGUAUGUGGGCGUACAUGUUGACGGUGCACGACUACCAGAGCUUGAUAGACAGGGGAUGGAGGCGGAGCGGUAUGUACUGCUAUAAACCCACAAUGAACCUGACCUGCUGUCCGCAAUAUACUAUCAAGUGAGCAAUAUUCCUGAUUCCUGAAUUUGAGAUGUAAUAUGUAUAUAUGAUGUAUUG